Molecule: messenger RNA, 1226 nt
Organism: Coccinella septempunctata (seven-spotted ladybird)
Lineage: Eukaryota; Metazoa; Arthropoda; Insecta; Coleoptera; Coccinellidae
Exons: 2
Coding region: 52-978 (308 amino acids)
Biological process (GO): sensory perception of taste
Cellular component (GO): membrane; axon; neuronal cell body
Source: RefSeq, a predicted model, not a curated record
AAAUUCAUCAAUCACACCUACCUUUUCUUGGAGAUUUUACAAGAAACGAUAAUGGCACUGACAACAACGCUGGUGAUGGUAACAAGGACUUAUUUCUCCAAAACUAAUAUAGAAAAAUUCUUGGAUUCCUUAGAUAAAAUCGAUGAAUACCUGAAACCAAAUUGGAAGAAAAAUAAAGGGUUUAAACGAUUCUUCUUAACUCAACAUAUAUUUAUAUUUCUGGUAUUUUCAUUCAACAUUAAUACAUGGAUAAUAUUAACCGGAAUAUAUGACUUUCAUUUUCACAUAUUCAAGCAUCUCUAUUACUAUCAGAUAUCGAUUAACAAUGCUUUGGUGUAUAUUUUUUCGUGCUCUAUUGAAUACAGAUUCCAACAACUGAGUAAAAAAUUCACAUCGGAAAUUACAGAGGGAGAUAACUCAAUACAGACUAUGAGAAUUUUCAAUCGAAUGUACAUGCUCUUGGGCAAAGCAAUAAGAUUCUCCAAUUCAGUGUUUGGUUUUUCAGUGUUGGGUACUGUAUGUUUCGUUAUUGUAGAUUUGCUGAUGAACGCCUCUGUUUUGACGCACUUUCUCAUCAGUGAAUCUGGAAUGGCACCUGGCUUUCUGAAGAAUGCAUUAAUGAUUUCGGCCAGAAUUGGAUGGAUGACCUUCUCUUUGUCCCUUCCAACUAUGCUAGCCAUUUCUUGCAGUGGUGCCAUGAAAGCAGCGAGAGAAGUAUCGGAAGUAUGCACCGAAUAUUUGAACCUUCUACCAAUGGUAACAACAAACCAACGAAUCAAAGCACUGAAAAAACAGCUACGCUUGCUUUCUGCUAUGUCCACCUCUAUCAAGCCUUUUUCAGCAGCUAGAUUUUUUACAAUAAACCAUUCGAUGCUUGGUCUUAUCAUUGGCAGUGUACCGCCUUACUUCAUCUUCAUGCUGCAAUGUUUGCAAUCAGAAACGAUCAAUUAUUAUAAUAAUGAAUCCAAGUCAGACUGAGAAACAUGUCAAAACACAUCAAUAAAAGUAUACCUAAUAAUUUUUAUGUAUUAUUCUUUAUAUAGUUGUGAAAUAGUUAUCUUGUCCUUGAAUGUAGAUAGCAGAGAAUCGUGUCCAUUAAAAAUGCACAUCGUUCCACAUCAAUCAAUAUUUCUCUGCAAAAAAAUUAGUUUCCAACGUAAUGAAAAUUGAAUAAUAGAUCAAUAUUCAACAAAUAUAAAAAUAUGUACUAACGAAUUGAUCUUCAA